AUGCGGGCAGGGAGGGAGGGCGAGCGGGGGUGGGCACCGGGCGGAGCCGGGGCGGGGGGGUCGGGCCCGGAGCGGGGCCACCGGAGACGCGCCCGCCGGGGCUGGGAAGUGCCCGGAGCGUCGGCGAGGAGGAGCCCCCCUCUUCCUCCCUGCCCCGUCCUUCGGGGUGAUGCCCGCCCGGAGAGGGAUGCGGGCUGGAUGCGGCAGCGCCCCGACGGGCCGCGGGCAGCCGCUCGGCUGCGUGCGACAGCGCUGCGGGCGGGCGCCCUGGGGACAGGGAGGGCAUCCUUGAAAAACGCUUUUGCCAACACGCCCCCGGCAGCUGCGGGCGGUUCCAGGUUCUCCGCAGCCUCGGUGGCCUCGGGCGCUGCGCGGAGCAGCCCCAGGGCAGCGCCGGGCGAGCUCCGCGCAGCGGGAGCUGCAUGGAGGCAGCACCGCGCAGGAAGUCCUCGACCCCCGCCCCGUCCCCGAAUCCUCUCGGGCUGGUCAUUUGAACCGCUUUCAGAGCACCUGCAAACCUCUCCACCUUGAGCAAAAGAUAAGAUGACUACUCUGUUGAAGAUCUACCUAGGACUGCAGAAAGUGGUCCCUAAUACUCUGCUAUACAGUAAGAAUACCAUAU
Messenger RNA from Vidua chalybeata, 622 nucleotides. Its product is annotated as translation initiation factor IF-2-like. The coding region runs from base 1 to 531 and encodes 176 amino acids. The record is from RefSeq and is a predicted model, not a curated record. The transcript has 2 exons. NCBI's taxonomy places the organism in Eukaryota, Metazoa, Chordata, Aves, Passeriformes, Viduidae.